Schistosoma intercalatum is the source of this 1118-nucleotide messenger RNA. The record is from the annotation of a GenBank genome assembly. Lineage: Eukaryota; Metazoa; Platyhelminthes; Trematoda; Strigeidida; Schistosomatidae.
AGUCUGACAUUUUCCCGUGCCCAGUACAGAUCUUGGUUACCACAAUAAUUUGAAUACUUCUAACUAUUAUAAAUUUUCACUGUUACGUAACAGUGUACAUUGUACCACAUAACGUGUUAUGUGCUCAUACACUCGUUUAUUUUUAACAAGCACUAAUUUUAAGCAUAAGGAGAGACAUCGUCUAACAUGGCGACCCCCUGAACCAAAUCAACGAUGGACUCAAAUAGACGACAUUGCCAUCAGUCACCGUUGGAGAGGCCCGAUCGAAGACUGCCUCUUGUUCUGGAGUACAUGUUUAGACUCGUCGUGCUCCAAUGCUAGCAUACAUUCGUUUGCGCCUCGUUGAACGCAGGAAAAUCCCAUUAAGAAUACCCCUUAAGGUUGAACUGAACGAUGCAGUCACGUUUUAGCGAAUAAAUGAAAGUUCAUUAGUCCUGGCAUAACGGUCCGUGAAUAUCUGAAAUACUUAUACCGUAUAUGGACUGUAUAAUUGUAUUUUGAAGAACAUGGUUGAUAACGAAUUAAAAAACCUCAGUUUAAAUGGGAACCAAAAACGUAGCAAUUAUAUAUCAUGGGAUGAAUAUUUCAUGUCUAUAGCACUAUUGUCCGCUAUGCGCAGUAAAGACCCUUCGACUCAAGUUGGCGCUUGCAUAGUUAACCAAGAAAAGAAAAUUGUUGGAAUAGGAUAUAAUGGAAUGCCCAACGGUAUUUUAGAUGAUGAUGUCCCUUGGGGAAAAGGAUCAACAAAUGAACUUGAAAAUAAGUAUCUCUAUGUUUGUCAUGCAGAGUUGAACGCCGUACUGAAUCGUAAUGAAGCUCAUUCUGGAGGUUGCACACUAUUCACAACAAUGUUCCCAUGUAAUGAAUGUGCUAAAGUUAUUAUACAGGCUGGAAUUAAAGAAGUAGUGUAUUAUUCGGAUAAGAAGAAUGGAACGGAAUCUAAUCAAGCAGCUAAAUAUUUAUUUAAUAAAGCUGGUGUCAGCAUAAGGUAUGAUUUUAUGUUUCUCAUUCUUUGUGUGUGUUUCCACAGAAAAUUCACUCCAACGAAUCGAACUAUCAAUAUUAAUCUUAAUUAACUGAGGAUUUUAAUACAAAAGAGCGGAUAACUUGCAAUCGAC